Molecule: messenger RNA, 2694 nt
Organism: Sinocyclocheilus grahami
Lineage: Eukaryota; Metazoa; Chordata; Actinopteri; Cypriniformes; Cyprinidae
Gene: foxo6a
Product: forkhead box O6 a
Exons: 2
Coding region: 186-2039 (617 amino acids)
Biological process (GO): regulation of transcription by RNA polymerase II
Cellular component (GO): nucleus
Molecular function (GO): DNA-binding transcription factor activity, RNA polymerase II-specific; RNA polymerase II cis-regulatory region sequence-specific DNA binding
Source: RefSeq, a predicted model, not a curated record
AUACGAGCCGCUGUCUGAACACAUGCAUCCAUUAUUUCUGCAAGCCAGACUCACUUCAACGUGAUGCGCUCUCGUCUACAGACCGCAUCCUUCUCUCUCCUCCUCUGUGAGGUGGGCUCAUUGAGGCGUUUCUGAGAAUACAGUAUCACCUGACUAUCUACCUGCCAUCGGCUUAUUAAGAACAGAUGAUGAUGAUAGAGGAGGAUGAAGCGGAGGCUCAUCAGGUGGAUAUGGAGUCGGAUUUGGACAGCAGACCUCGCUCAUGCAGCUGGACGAAUGACUUCUCGUGUGAGGUGAACGCGGAUCUGUCGCUUGAUCUCUCCAUAUUUAAAGUAGAUUCGGAUCAUGUUCCAUCACCAGCGUGCAGGAGGAGGAUGAUGAUGCUGGAUGCCGGAGGAUUUCACGACUUAACGGGAGCUGCGCUGCGCAAAACCAAGGCAUCCUCCCGGCGGAACGCGUGGGGAAACCAGUCCUACGCGGAGCUCAUCACCCGAGCCAUCGAGAGCACACCCGAGAAAAGACUUACCCUGUCUCAGAUCUACGACUGGAUGGUCCGAUAUGUGCCCUAUUUUAAAGAUAAAGGAGACAGCAACAGCUCUGCCGGGUGGAAGAACUCCAUCCGCCACAAUUUGUCCCUGCACACGCGUUUCAUCCGUGUGCAGAACGAGGGAACUGGCAAGAGUUCGUGGUGGAUGUUGAAUCCUGAUGGAGGGAAGCCAGGGAAAGCUCUUCGCCGUAGAGCUGUCUCAGUGGACAAUGGCACCAAGCACUUGAAGAGCAAAGGGCGAGUGAACCGUAAAAAAAUAGCUAUGAAAGCAGAGCAGGGUACAGAGACAUUGUUGGGGUUCUGUAGCUCUCCAGAGCAUUGCAGUCCCACCAGGAAGUCUGGAACAGGUGGUGUGGUGGUUAGGGAGGAGUUUGAGACCUGGACGGAUCUCCAUUCAUUUGGCAGCUCUUCAGCUUCAACUCUUAGUGGUCGUCUAUCACCUAUACUAGCCGAGGGGGAAUUGGGGGAACCUGAUGUGGAGAGAAUUUCCUGUUCGGAAUCUCCACACCUGUACCCCAGUCCCUCCAGUGUCCACUCACCUGCUUCCCACUGUCCUGCAGAUCUCAGAGCAACAAUUAGCUACCAGCAGCACCAAUCCCCAUGUCAUAAACAGCCAUCUUACCAAUACACCAGUGACAUGAAGGGGCAGGACUCCAGCUGUGAAACAGUUUAUGGCCAGCCAAAUGUUGACCUGCUUCAGCACCACUCCUCCAUGCAGACUAUAGAGGAGAACUCCAGUGGUAUGCAGGCCUACAAGGGCACAAGCACUCUCCAGAGUUUGCUGACCAUAGGAGGACCCCAGUUCUGUGUCAAGGACAUGAUACUUGGAAAAGAGAAUGUGGUCCACUCAAUGAUGGUUGCUCAAGGAUCCAGAGAUCUGCAUCACAGUGAGAAUAAUGACCCUACCACUAACCCUUCCUCCAAACCAAUUCACGGCCACAACAUUAUUCGGAACUUGAGCCAGGACCAUCAGCCUGCAUUGGUCCACUCUCAGCCCAGUGAUGGACACAUGCAGUCGUACAUACAUAAAGCCCCUUAUCUAUAUAGUUCCCCAGUCAAUGUACAUAUUCCAGCAUCCUCCAUGCUUCCCCCAAACCCUGCAGGUAUGCAGGGAAUCUCACAGGACACCUGCCACCUUGCUACAGCUCCAUACCCACAACACCAUCCUUACAUUUACACAGAUCCACAUCAGCACAGUAUGGCAUAUGGACUGUACUGCCAACCUCAGGGGACGGGGACAGGUUACCACCACAACUUCCACCACCCUCACCAGCUCUACCCACAUGAGCGGUUGCCAGCAGACCUGGAUAUGGAUGUAUUCUACAGCAGCCUGGACUGUGACAUGGAGUCUAUACUCUUACAUGACAUUAUGGACUCGGGAGAAGAGAUCGACUUCAAUUUUGAUUCCUCACUGACACAAGGAAUGGGCAUGGGUUUUGGGUUUACGAGCACACAGCAGAGCCACAGCAAACAGAGCUGGGUGCCUGGAUAAAUGCCAUAGAAUCAUCAAAGAUUUUUUUCUCAAGACAUAACUACCUACAUGCCAGCCAGCAGUGGGGUCCCAACACUCCACCACAAUUCAGGGUGAAUACACUGUGCUGACACUGAAAUGAAAUCAAGAUAGAAAUCUCUCUUUUGAAAACCGACUUUGAAUUUAUGUUCUAUGUUGUGUGUCCAUGUAUUGAAAACCGCUCUGUUCCCUUUUGUUCCAUUUGCUGUGAGUGAAACUCCUUUAGUUUUGCUGACUGAACCAUGAUGACAAUCUAAGCUAUGUUAUCCAACAUUGUUUUGUUCUUCAGUCAAUGUUAUCUUGUGCACUUUAACUACAUCGAACAAAUCCAUCUUUAUAAGUUUGCCCUCCGAAAGGAGGAAUGCUUGGGACUCAAGUGUAGCAAAAACCUGGACCCAUUCCAAUUUUAGUGAACAAUUUCUCAUAGGUGCUACAUACUGCCAUGUGUAUGUGGAGUAUCAGUGAUUACUAAUUCUCAUUCUCCACCCCAAACAUGUCUCUUGUCCUCUUGAAUAAAGCAGGUGGACAUUCAGUGGGGUCUGCCAUUGUGUCAAAAAGUCAAUUUUAUUCCUCUACAUUUGUAUCUAACUCCAUCUCCCCAUGUCUAAACACCAUUUUUAAUUCGUGUGUUGUGGCA